AUGUAUCAUCAUUAUGAUAUCAAUAGAGAUCGUAUUAUCAGUGAAUUUGUACGAAACACUCUGACAGAUGAAGUCUAUGCUGCUGAUAUUUUAGAACGAAAUAAUUGGGAUUUAAAGAAGGCCUAUGCUUCAGUUGAAAAGGCAUGUAAGGACCAAAACACAGCAAAUCACCAAAUUAGACCACGUGUUCCCACAUUAGAGAGACAAGCUAAUGUUUCUAGUAGUCAGCAACGUCAGGUGCCUAUUCAAGGAACAGUUGGUGGUAGGCCAUCUAGUGGUGGAAGUCAGGGUACAGUCAGCCGGUCAAAUGUUGGUGGAGCAAGUCAAGGAAUAGGUGGUGGUAUAAGUAGAGCAACACCUUGUGUGAGUCAGGCCACUGUUGGUGGGGGCUUAGAAUAUGGUUAUGGCGUUCCUGUGCCUAAUAGAUCUUCCAACUCUUCAGGGCAAACUUUUACACCCCCCUUACAAAGGGCUCAUGUUCCUAAAUUUCCUGUGGGUCCACUGGAAGGCAAUUCAAGUUCACAACAACCAGUAACUAAAUCAAAUGAGCGAAUAAUACCAAUCCAAGUAAUGGGUUCUGCUUUGAAUUCAUCACCUAAGAAAGUUCAACCACGUGCUGUGAUUCAAGAAUCCUACCCUUCCUCCCAGUCUCAACAAGUUCAGUCUCAAACUUUCCGUGAUGAGAAAAUAGUUAAAGAGAAAACACCUCCUAAUACAGAAUUUAAACAACCUGCAGCAACUAGUACUGUACCUAAAUCAGAACCCAAGUUAAAACGCGGCAUAUCAAAUAUUAUAGAGAAUGCUUCUUUAUUAACUGAAACUAGAAGCUGUGUAUUACAUGAUAUAGAAGAAGAUAGUCAUGAUCAUAUGUAUAUACAAACCUUUGUGCUACCUGAUUUAACUGUACAUAACGAUGGUUUCCGAGCCUUCUUACAAAAAGAACUUGUAGAAACUUCUACCUUAGUCUCUUUAGAACAAGCAGGGAGAUUAAAUUGGUGGGCUGAAAUGAGAAUUUGUCAGAGAUUAUGGCCAAUGGCCACUACUGGUGAUGGCAACUGUCUCUUACAUGCUGCCUCAUUAGCUAUGUGGGGCGUUCAUGAUAGACAACUUAUAUUAAGAAAUGCCCUGUAUGAUAUGUUAACUAAAAGUACUUUCCGAGAUGCUUUAUACAGACGGUGGAGAUGGCAGCAGACUAUUGCUAAUAAAGAGUCAGGACUAGUGUUUUCGGAAUCAGAAUGGUCAGAAGAAUGGAGUAAUUUAUUAAGAUUAGCUUCUACCAAACCACGAACAUUACCUGAUCAAGAUAAUAACAGAAGACAUAGCUGUUGUGAGAGUCCACUCACUCAAUCAACUGGCUCUGACACACCAGUAGUAUAUGAAAGUUUAGAAGAAUUUCAUGUGUUUGUAUUAUCACAUGUAUUAGAGAGACCUAUUAUAGUGGUAGCUGAUAAAGUUUUAAAGGAUUCAAGUGGAGAAGCUUUGGCACCUAUACCAUUUGGUGGUAUUUACUUACCUUUAGAAUGUGCACCCCGGUACUUUAGAUCACCUUUACUGCUUACAUAUGAUGCUGCCCACUUCUCGGCUUUAGUUCCAAUGGAUCAUGAAACUCCAAACUCUCCACCAGCUGCUAUACCUGUAGUAGACCCAGAAUUCAACUUACUUCCCAUUCAUUUUCAUAUGGAUCCUGGUGCAAAAUAUGACUGGACCAAACCCAAUAAAACAAUUAUCAAUGAUUUAUCUUGUGAGGAUAAACUUAAUUUACUUCAAAAAUUUAUGGAUGUGGAAAAACUGCCCAUACCUUGUUUUAAUGGUGAAGAUGGAAUGGAAUCCGAUAAAAACUCUUUUAGUUCCUGCGAUUCUGAUAUCGACAGUGUUGGUUGUGUUGGAAAAGGUGAAAAGGCAGAAAAGAAAAAAGAAGCCAAACAAAUGCAGAGUAUUGGUAAACAAUUUGGCAGUAUUGGGAAGUCUGUAGGUAAAAAAUUCAAGAAAAACUUUGCAAAUUUCGGGAAGACUCCUAAAUCAACUCAUGACAGUGAUAAAUUGAACAACAGAAAAGCGUCUGUUGGUAGUGUGAUCACACAGAGUACAAAGGUCAUCACCACACUGGCCACAAACUCUGAUAAAGAUCGCGUCCGGUGUGCAAAACUUUCAACACAACGCCCAGAAAAUCAACAAUCUAUGAUCAAGAAUUAUAUGCAGAAUGCACGAGAGCGUUAUGAAAAAGAUCGAGAAUUGAAACGACUAAAAGGUGAAGAACUCAGAAGUCGAGUCAACGAUAUGUCUCUGAAUUGUCAUCAAACUAAAUGUGUAACUCCCAACUGUCAACAUUAUGGCACAUCUGAAUACUCAUACAUGUGUUCACAGUGUUAUAACCGACAAAAAUCACAGAUAAUGGUCGACGAAGACAGAAAACACAGGUCUGCUUCACAAGCUGUCCAAUACAACACAUUUCCACGUAACCAACCAGACAUGAUGUACAGAGGACCAGCCAGAGUACAUCAAUAUGAUGAUACAUAUAUCUAUAGACAUGGUAAAUCUAAAUUUUAUACAAUGACAGAUGAUCGUCCUUCAUCUGAACUGGCUAGUCGGGUUAAUAUCAUAAACAAUUUAGAUCGUCCACGAUCAGCUGAUGACAUACGCACAUCUGACCACACAAAACAAACUAAAGAACGCUCUCCGUCCCCUGAUUAUGAUAAUGUUGAUUAUCCUGAAGAACAAAAGGAUGGGUCUCAGUUAGUUGCUGGCAAUGCACAAAAAUGUUUGACGACUGCAUGUCAAUUUUACGGUAAACCAGAAACUGAUAAUCUUUGUUCAGGUUGUUUUAAGGAAAAGACUGCAUUAGUCUCGAAAGCUGCCAAAACACUGACGCGUAUUUGA
Lottia gigantea (owl limpet) is the source of this 2877-nucleotide messenger RNA. RefSeq lists its product as hypothetical. Gene Ontology annotation, biological process: protein K63-linked deubiquitination; protein deubiquitination involved in ubiquitin-dependent protein catabolic process; protein K11-linked deubiquitination. Gene Ontology annotation, molecular function: K63-linked polyubiquitin modification-dependent protein binding; DNA binding; zinc ion binding. The record is from RefSeq and is a predicted model, not a curated record. The coding region runs from base 1 to 2877 and encodes 958 amino acids. Gene Ontology annotation, cellular component: nucleus; cytoplasm. The transcript has 8 exons. Lineage: Eukaryota; Metazoa; Mollusca; Gastropoda; Lottiidae.